This is a messenger RNA of Prunus armeniaca (apricot), 168 nucleotides long. The record is from the annotation of a GenBank genome assembly. Lineage: Eukaryota; Viridiplantae; Streptophyta; Magnoliopsida; Rosales; Rosaceae.
AUGUCUGUGGAUUUCAAGUUUUCCGACGUCGUUUCCGGCAAUUCCGGCAAUUGUUUCCGUCAAUCGAGGGUUGUUGGAAUGCUAGUAGCAUAUGUUCUAGCUCCCAAAUCUGAGCCAAGCUCCACUUCCGGUUUUGGCAACAACUUGUUGCCAGAACAGUCCACCUAG